Oreochromis niloticus (Nile tilapia) is the source of this 5002-nucleotide messenger RNA. It is a transcript of the gene plpp5, whose product is annotated as phospholipid phosphatase 5. Gene Ontology annotation, cellular component: membrane. Lineage: Eukaryota; Metazoa; Chordata; Actinopteri; Cichliformes; Cichlidae. The coding region runs from base 251 to 1051 and encodes 266 amino acids. The transcript is spliced from 8 exons. Gene Ontology annotation, molecular function: phosphatidate phosphatase activity. Gene Ontology annotation, biological process: phospholipid metabolic process; phospholipid dephosphorylation. The record is from RefSeq and is a predicted model, not a curated record.
CCGUUAGCUUCACGCAGCGCUCCUCCUCAUCCUCCUCCUCCGUGACAUCCCUGUUUCUCUCAAAUCUAAGAAUGCGCGACUUCCACCUUCGGUAGACACAGAAGAGUUAGAGGCCUGCUUUAUGUUACAAGAAGAUGAAACUAUGAGGAUAAAAAGAUAAAGAACAGCUUCCGGUUUAAGUCCCAAUUAAGUUAAAAGAUGGUGGAGUAAAGAUGUUUGCUGUUGACUGACGUCCACUCCGAGAAACAAAAUGAAGAGGAGGCUGCUGCGUGGUUUCCUGUCAGAAAUUUCCAUCCGGCUGGCGCUGUUGGUGGUGUUCCUUGUGACGGAGCAGCUUCCUCCUUUCUACCGUGAGAUCCAGGCAGAGGAGAUGUGGCUGUAUAAAUUCCACCGCGUGGAGAAGGACCAUGUACCCACCUCUCUUAUGUUUAGUGUGGCGGUUUGCACCCCCCUGAUUGUAAUCCUGGCUUUCACCUUCCUGAAUAAGUCGGAGCGUGGCGAUCUGAAGGAAGCCUCACUGGCUGUGACUCUGACUCUAGUGCUGAACGGGGUUUUCACGAAUGUCAUCAAACUUGUAGUUGGCAGGCCACGACCAGACUUCUUCUACCGCUGUUUCCCAGACGGUCAGAUGAAUCUGGAGCUGCGAUGCAGUGGUGACCCAGAUGUCAUCAUGGAAGGCAGAAAGAGCUUUCCCAGCGGGCAUUCUUCCUUUGCCUUUGCAGGUUUGGGCUUCACAGCGCUCUACAUUGCAGGAAAGCUGCGCUGCUUCACUGCAGCAGGCCAAGGCCGAGCGUGGCGGCUGUGUGCCUUCCUCACUCCUUUACUCAUUGCAGCUGUGAUCGCUCUCUCCAGAACCUGUGACUACAAACACCACUGGCAAGAUGUGCUGGUGGGGUCUCUGCUGGGUCUCGCCUUCGCCUGGCUGUGCUACAGGCAGCACUACCCUCCUCUUCGGGACCCAGACUGCCACAGACCUCUGCGUCACAGAGAGACUGUUCCUGCCGCACAGGAGCGCAAGCUGGCCAACUCCACCUACAUCCUGCCCAUGUAGAAAAGCUGUAACUGCAUUUUCCUCUUUGCUGGUGUCAUUUAAACUGGGUUGCACAGUAAUCCAUGUAAUACUGGUUUUCACAUCUUUAGGGCUGGGCAGCAUAUCGGUAUUUAAGUUGAUCAUUAAUCAUUGUCAAUGUAUUCUCUGGGUUUUCUUUUUUUUUAGAGGGAGACAUGAUACACAGUUUCUUUUCUGGAAUGAAAUUGCAUCAAUUACCGGUUCAAAUUUUCUCCUGCAUUGUUUCUGAAACCCUUGAGAGCUACACUAGCACAUUAGCAGUUGUCUUUCUAGUCCCGUAAUUACCCAGCAAACAUGGUCAAAACCCAGAUGAUAUCUCCCAGGUCAAAAGAGGUCGCAGUACGACCACAAAAACUAAACCGUAGACAGAUGUAUGUCAGUGUUGUUUCAGCGUAGAAUAGAGGCAAGGUCAGACAGCCUCUUGCAAAGUGAGAAAUAAUAAAUUGGGUUACUGCAAAAACACUUUAUAUUUUUACAGUUUUCUGCAUCUAAACUGUAUUUCAUUUGUGGCACAGUGAACUUUAUGCAUUGAACUUUUACAAUUAUCCCCUCCCUGUCCUCGAUGUCAGUGUCAUAGACUCAGGAAAGCUCAGGAAAAGAAAGAGGUCACACUUGACAUGAUUAUUUUUUCUCCUGAUUCCUCCUCUCGAGACACUUCUUUGUUUUAUUCUCAUCAAUAAGGAGAUAGUGAGGAAAAAAAUCUUGAACACAAGCUUUCUCUUACUAGAAAGUCCAACAAUGAUGUCAGUUAAUCUCAUGUAUUUUUCCAACUGUGACUUGAUGUCUGAAAAUUCUGCCGUGACAGUUAUUCAGUGUCGAAAUGUUUGCUGGGUACAGAUGGGAUAUCUCAUUAUCAUGAUGCUGUUCUCCACGUGGCCCAGCUCUGCACACUCUGUGUAUUGUGCCUAUAGAUCACAUACUUUACUCACAACAGCUGAGCAGGUUAUCUACACAGCCACUGUACAAAUAGUCCACCACUCAUCAGUCUCUGGCUCAGCUGCUGUGAAAGAGUUUUUCAUGUGAGAAUCACUUUGUGAUUGUUUUAUAAACUUGCAACUUUGUAAAGAAGUAGGGUUGAGGCUUAAAGGGAAGCUAACUGCACUCUGAGGUUCAUUUCUGUGCAUAGACGCCUCCUCUUGUGAGAAGAAUCGAAACUCAAUGCCUGAGAAUUUUUCACCAUCUGUUUCGGUCUUUGUGGUUUUGGAGCUGGCUCAGGCUUAAACAAACACUGGGAGCAAACAUCAGUGUGUUAGGGGUCAAAGUCCUUGACUGUCCUGUCUGUUCACAGAUCAAAAUAGCACAAACACACCUAGUAAAACCUCAGAGAAGCAUGUUAUGACAAGAUGACACAGACAGUAAGAUGUGAUUAAAUGAUCCAGUGUAAUGGAACCUUUGAGCUUAGAUGCUAGUGACCACCAGACCGUGUCUCUCUUGGGGUUUCUGGGUAAAACUGCAUCUGUCGUGAUGCCUGUUAUAGCAUAUCACAACACUAAGAUACUUUGUGGUAGAAUUUUGUUGUUUUUGAUAAGGAAUUGGGUAAAGACACAGGAUUGUCUUUGUUAUACCUGCAAAUUAAGAAUGUGAAAUUAACUUUAUGCUGCCAUAAAGUGCAGUGGCAGCAGCAGCCUUUCAGUUUAAACUAAGCCUGGCUUGAUGUUGGCUGGUCCCAUGAUUAAAUCAUAGCUAUCAAGAAGUUAAAUAUUACUUUGACUUUCCCAUCUUUUCUGUGGUGUUUUGAUGCUUUGAUGAUGUAAAACUUUGAAAAAAGUCACCACUUUAUAGGUAAAACCUUCUUAAACUGCUGAGCACUGUUGUUAAAACAAAAGUGCAAUUAAUAGGGACUAUUUUCAGCUGCGGAUGAAUAAACAUAUAACAUUCCAGUAGUUUUUGGACAGCAGUGAAGCUCUGUGGCACAGAGGAAAACAGUAUUUGUUUUGGUUUUGAACAUAUAUUGGGUUUAGUGAUUAAAAGUAUAUAACACCUCCAAGUGAUUCUGUUAAAUGAACUUUCAUUAGUGCAAACAACUAAGCACUCCUCUUGCAUUUAAAGCCAAGUUAACGUAAAACACAUUGAUCACGCUUAUUUAUUUUUACUUUAUCGAAUGCUUUAAAACUUUGUCUUCCUAUAAUAUAUGUUCAAUGUUCCCAUUUUUUGAUUUUUUUUUAAAUAACUUCUCUGUAAAAAGUUCUCCACAAUAUUAACAUCCUGAUGUAGCAGUGCUGCUUUACGCUUCUCACAGUUUUUCCAGUGCCUGCUUUGCUUUAAAUGAUAAAAUCAUCUCUGGUGUAACAGGACAGCUCAGCCAAUCACGUUAUUCCAAGUCACCAUAACUGUAAAGCGAGUUAAACGAGUCUUCUCAGGCUUACUGUAGAUGGGGUACUGUAGGUACUGUUUUAACCUCUCCAGGCGAUGGUGCUACCCUCCCAGUGCUCCUGCUGGUCAGGUUUUUCUCUCCGGCAUGUAAACUCCUCGAUCGUAAUCUCAGACAUUUAACACUACAAUUUGUGGUUCGGGCGUAUUUUGAGUUUUUAUUUAUUUAAUGUAUUUUUUUUUUUUCUGUUUGUGUGUUGAACCGGCCAAAGUUUUGCACGGUUAACCCGAGCAUAAAAGCAGCUGGAUCUCAGUGGUUACAGACCAAACUUGGCAUAAAGAAAGCGGAUGAAUUUUGUGCCUUUGUUUACUACGUUCCUCUCAGUUUAUGAAUGAAGUAUAUGCUGCAUGUUAUGGUGUAUGCUCUCUGUCAUGUAACUUUUUUUCCUUAAUCUACCUUUUUUUUUGUUUGUUUUUGUUUCCAGUGUAUUCACUUGUAAAGAAACUACACAGUGAAUAUGGCAUGCUGCUUUUUUUUUUUUAACCUCAGAAAGAAACGUGUCAUUUCCUUUUACUCAGUGGAUUAAUUGUUGGUGGACUCAAAAGUGAAGACGUGUGUGGAUAAUGUCAAAUUUUUACAAAAUGAGACAAGAGGAGAGAAAUCGUAUCUGAAUUUCUUUGACAGAUGUUUUGGGGUUGGUGUACAAGUAUGUUUACUUUUGGGGGAAUGCAGGAUUUUACUUGAAUUUUUAAUAUUUGUAACUUUAGAAGUGGUUAGGAUGAAAAUGGGAGCAAAGUUGUGGGUAAACUUUGAAGGUAUGACUCACCCUGAAGUCGGACAUACACAUUUUUCCUCCAGCCUGUAGUGGUGUCUAUAAUCUUAAAUAAAAGGAGCUAAAUGUCCAUAGUCAAAGAAAAAAAUCUGAAUUUUAAAAUGUAAUUUGGGGAUCUCUAAGCUACAGAGUCAAGCACCAUAAAGACAAAAAGAUUUCUACAGCUGAUUUCUACCAAUCUGACCAACUCGUACUAGAAUUGUCUUGAUGAAUAAACAAGGAAAAAUCUGUAAGUUAGAUUUUUGGGGUGAACUGUCCCUUUAAGGCAAAAAAAGUUCAUUAGGCUGCUGCGUUUUCAUAAAAUCCUGCAUGUUUCACACAUAUUUUUGUCAUUGCUUCCAUCCAUUCUGUUAAUUUAUGUAAUUUCAGGGCAUUCAGAGUGAUGUUGGGGGAUUCUGCUGAGACUUUACUGUUUGCUUUGUUCAUGCCAUGAUCGUACAGCUCAUUCUGCUUAUGCUUAUGUGCUGUUUGUGUUGUGAUGCUUUUAAUGAAUCUCCCCAUGACACUGAAUGAUCUCUUGUCCUUUGUGUGUUUUCUUUGGAGUCAGCAGUCCUGGUUUUGAGUUUGUAUGUGAUGAUGGAUGAUUAAUAAAUGAGUUUAAAACGCAUGUGCAUAUCAAAUUAUGACACACCAGUAUUUGUAGAUGAUGUAUUGGGAGAUAAUGUCCUGGAUAUUGUAUGUAUUUACAUAUUGUGUGUGGUAAUAAUUCAGAUUUUUAAACCUCUAAUCAAAGCUGUCACGCGUGCCACCUCUCUUUUUGUAGUUUUUCACCUAUUAAAAUCAAACUGAA